Molecule: messenger RNA, 5832 nt
Organism: Pygocentrus nattereri (red-bellied piranha)
Lineage: Eukaryota; Metazoa; Chordata; Actinopteri; Characiformes; Serrasalmidae
Product: kelch-like protein 33
Exons: 4
Coding region: 187-2952 (921 amino acids)
Molecular function (GO): protein binding
Source: RefSeq, a predicted model, not a curated record
AUGCCAACAGCAUAAGAAAGGGAGGGAGAAGAGAAACACUACACACUCUGAACAGUGACAGAAAGCUCAGCUGACUUUAUGUAGCUGCUUUGAAAGUCAGUGAAAUUUCUAUUUCACUCUAAAACGUUGAAAAGUUAGAAGGUGGAUAUAUAAUAUCCUGAGAAGACCAAGAGGUGAAGGCUACUCAUGGCUGUGGCUAACCAUUGUCCUUUAAGGGGCUUGGCAGCAUCCUGGGAAACGGAGAGAGGGGACAAUGAGAGAGAGCAAAGAGAAGGAAGAAAUGGAAGUAGCUGGAUGGACCUGAACAACACAGGAGAGCAGGUGAGCGCAGAGGAAGAGGAUGAGGAGGUAGAGGAGUAUUCAAGAGGCAAGGAAAAUGGAAAAAGUGAUCAUAAUGUGGCACUUGAUGAUGAGGGUGGUAAUGAUGACAGUGUUGCUACGUCUUCUGUCUUGAGUGAUGCUGAUAACAGCAGCUACACUUGGUCUGAUGAUAAUGAUGAUGGUGAUGGUGGAGGUGGUGACCACAAUGGCAACAAUUUUGUUCUGUUGUCAACCACAGAAGAGGCUGAUGACACCGAAGCUGGAAGUGAUGAGAUCCUCAGGUUGGGUACGUUCAAUUCUUCUACAGACGAAAAUGACCAGAGAACAGAAACCACUUCCGAACAAGGGCAGGAAAUGGACAUUUCAGAGAAGAGCUCAGAGGAUGAGGAAUUUGAUGAUGAUGAUGAUGAUGAUGAUGAUGAUGAUAAUGACGACGAUGAUGACACAAAUGAUGAAUAUGAGGAAUAUGAAGAAUAUCCAGAGAAGCUAUACUGCCAGCCUGCUUACUCAAAGAAGGUCUUCCAAGCUCUGGAAGAAAUGAAACAGUCCUCUUUCCUCACUGAUCUCCUCCUAAUCACCGACAGUGGACAUAGCUUCCAGGCUCACUCUAUGGUCCUGGCCACAGUGAGCACCGUCAUCCAGAAGAUGCUCCAAGAAAGGAAUGAGGAGAUGGUGUUUCUACGUUUGGCUCCAGAGGUAUCUGGGCUCGGACUGUCUGCGGUGCUGGAGUUUGCCUACACUGGAACCAUUGCAGGCCUAAACAGAGAAUCUUUGGCUCAGAUUCAGACAGCCGCUCUCUGUCUUGGAGUCUCCAGAGUUCUGGAGCUCUGCAAUAAAAAGGAGGAGAGGGGGAGAAAGAAAGAUGAUGGCAAAGAGAUGGUGGAAAAUGUAUCUGCUGAAGAACAGCUGAAGCUCAGCUUGGAGUCCAUUAGGCAGCUGUGGGAAGAAAGAGUGGGAUGUGAUGUGGAGCUGGAGGCAGAAGGAAGAAUAUUUCGUGCACACAAGGUUCUCCUGAUUGCAAGCAGUGACUACUUUCAUGCCAUGUUCAGCAGUGGUAUGAAGGAAAGCCAGCAAGCCUCAGUCACCCUGCUACUGGUAGGAGCACCAGAGCUGGGAAUCCUGCUCGAGUGCUCAUACAGUGGAGCUCUGGCUCUGGACUGGGGUGUCGUGUUUGAGUUGACAUGCACUGCCCUUCAGUUCCAGUUCCAACCGGCUCUCUCGCUCUGCCUCAGUUUUAUGCAGCAGGAAAUGGAUGCCCACAGUUGUCUGGACGUAGCAGCUUUUGCUGAGGCCUACGGGAUGAGUGAGUUGCAAGACAUGGCGGAUGACUUUGUCCUUAGACAUUUUGAGGAGGUAGCGGCCACGCUGAAGUUCCAGGACCUACCAGCAGAGAAGCUGAAGACAUACCUGCACAGCAAUUGUCUUUGUGUUGCAUCAGAGCUGCCUGUGCUCAAGGCGGUCAUAUCUUGGAUUGGGGCCAAUCCCAGGAGAAGAGUGAAAGAAGCCAGAGAGCUGUUGGCAACUAUCCACUUUCCCCUUAUGACCUUCAAGGAAUUCAAAGAAGUGAAGGCCGUAACUACAUGGCCGAAAGUCAGCACAGAGGACCUCUAUGACUCCCUACUAGAGGAGUUCUGUUCCAGUAACUUUAAUGUCCAUACAGACUUCAGGACCUACCUUCCAAAAGAAGCCCUGGUCCUUGCUGGUGGUGAAAGGAUCACGGAGGACUUUGAUAAACGCACACCCUGUACGGAAAUCUGGUUCAGCAACUCCUUCCGUAACCACGUUGGACUAAUGAAGAGGGUCGAGUGGAGGCUGCUGGGAGACUUGCCUGAGAAACCAAGAUUCAGUCACAGUGUUGGAGUGAUAAGAGGGAAUCUUUACGUAGUUGGCGGUCGCCACUAUUAUGGAAAGACUGACACCAUGAAAUGCACCUAUAGGUAUAAUCCCAUGCAGAACAGCUGGCAAAAGUUGGCUGACAUGCAAGAGCGAAGAGGCAGCUUUGCUCUUGUGGUUUUGGAUGAAAGAAUAUACGCCAUAGGUGGAGACAAAGAUUCAGAGGCCAAUGUAGAGAGUGUAGAAGUCUACUGCCCAAGUACAGACUCUUGGAGUUACGUUCACCCACUGGACCAACCCCUAAGUGGCCAUGCUGCCAGUGUAUGGAAUGGAAAGAUCUUCAUCUCAGGAGGCUUUGACUGUAGAUAUCAGUGCCUGGUAUCCAUGCUGCUCUACCACCCAGACAAAGGCACCACAUACCUGGCGGACAUGUCCCAGAACCGGGCCCAGCACUGCAUGGAAACCUUUCAGGACUGCUUAUACGUAGCCGGAGGAGUCUCUGACGCUGGUGGACAGGUGGUUGACCAGCUGGCCUGUGAGUUCUACGACCCGGUUAGUGACUUCUGGGCUGCCAUUAUGCCCAUGUCCGUCCCCCAUGUCAGUGCAGCAUCUGCAGUGUUGGAGGGAAAGAUCUAUAUCAUCGGAGGCUACUGCCAAGAAGACUACAGCGACAUGAAGCGUGUGCACAGAUACGACCCUGCGACGCAGUGCUGGGAAAACAUGUGUGGAACGCCAGGCCCAACCACUUACAUCGCGGCUUGUGUCUUGCCCAUACCUCCUCAUCUUCGGCAGUUAUAGAGAAACUGACUGGCUGACUAAUGUGGCCGUGUGCAGUUUUGGCACCCCGGUAAAGUUCCACAUUUGCAAAUUUUAAUGCACAGUUAUGGCUUAUUUGCUGACUUUAACAUAUUUUGGGAAAACAAACAUAAAAUGAGGCCUGUGUGAAAGUGAGAUGUUUUAUUUGUAAGCCAUUAUGUGAAACUCAGCAAACAUGCAAACAUGUUUCAACGCUCAAAUGACAUGCUUGUUUGAUUUUGUAAGUGAAAAUACACCAAUUUUAGUGCACAGUUAAUUAAAAUGAAAUAUUCAGAUAAAACACGAUUGCCCUCUUGACCAGACAGUACAAACACUAUUUGGUUGCCAUUGAUUGUUUAUAUUUGUGGUUUAUUCUUUGUACCUGUGAACAUUUGAAUUUGCACAUGAAUUUGCACAUGAAUUUGCAGCAACUAAUCCCAUGUUAGGGCAGAUUGGCACACAUGCACAACAUGAAAUGUGUCCUGAAUGCAUUGAUUCCAGUAGAUAUUUUAUGACUGUCUGAUUUAUUUUUUACUAAAAUGUUCAGCUUUUAAUUAAUAGGUUAUGCUAAUUUAUGAUAUGUCUGAGAUAUGAAGCAGACAACUUUGUGAAAACUGUGUUAACCAACCCCGCUCCCCCAAAUACAUGUGUUUUAUCUGAAACCAAGCUAUGUUUAAGCUUUCAAUCAGAAUUAAAUUUGAAUUCCAUCUGCAAGAAAAGGCCUUGAAAGUUUUGUUCUUGGAGCUGUUUUCUUGUUAGCAUCUAUGUAAUAAUCUUACUGUAUGUUUUCAUUGGCAGAAUGUUUUUAUGUUAGAUGUGAUGAUAUUAGGUAACCUUUAAACUAAGCUAAAGAGUCUACCAAGCUUGGUUGGCGACACUUUAUUAUAUUGAAGGUUUAUAAGGCAUCUAUUAUUUGUUACUUCAUAAGUAACUAAUCAUGAACAAGUCAGGUAUUUAGAGUCAUUUAUUACUACUUAACGUAUUCACAUAAGUUUAUAAAAGAAGUGUAAGCUGUAACUUCACAAUAAAGAAAUGAGACGCUCUCUCAUAUUUAACAAAUCAUGGCCUUACCUGUAGUUUAAUUUUUAUUAGUUUAUAUAGUUUGCCUGCAUAAUGCUAAUUUAUGACUAUUUUAUUACUUUAUAAGUAAUUAAGGAUAAAUAAAUUAUCAGUUUGGUUAUUAUUUAAUAUUACUGGAUAUUUUAUGUGAGUGGUUACAAGCAAAUACUACUACUACUACUGUACUAUUACUACUACUACUACUACUACUACUACUAAUAAUAAUAAUAAUAAUAAUAAUAACAAGCAGUGUUUUUUAAACUUCAAUAAAAAUGAUGCUAAAAAAAUGUAAGACUCCAAAUGAUUUGGUGAAAAUUGACCAAAAGCAGUGAUUUUUUUUGGUUAUGUUGUAUGAAUGAUGUAUAAAUGAUACAGUAUCUAUCUGCAGCAUUUAGCAAGCUGCAAAAAGUGAAAAGUAAAAGCCUUCAGUUUCUGUAUCUAUAAAUGCCCAUAAGUCAUUUUACAAAACUUUACUUUAUGCUAGUUAAGGAUGUCGGAGUGAUAUCAUCAGUUUUACUGAGCUUAAAGCGAAAACAAACACUACAAACAAAACAUGAAAUUGAUGACAGACAAAAUCCAACAGCAAGUUUAAAUAAAAUCCAUAAGAAAAAUACUGAAUAUCAAAAUGUCCAAAAUAUGCUGCAAAUGGAAAUAAUGAGAGUUAAAUCUAAUGAAUUAUUCAAAAAGAUCACUAAUCAUUUUCUGGUAUAAAUUUAGUAGUAAUUUCACCAUUUUUUGCUUGUUUUUUUUUUCCUAUUUGCUGAUUUUGCUGGUAUAUUUUUUUAACUCCUGACUUUGGGCUCUUGUUGUCAUAUUUAUACCCUGUUAAUAUUCUAGCUCAGCUCCAUAAUUCUUAAAGACGAUGACCUGGAUUUUUCCACCUGGGGGGCAAACUUUAGAAAUCCACAACUGAAAAACCAGCAAUGAAAUUUUGCAUUGAUGUCUAAAUUGUAGUUUUUGCUUGAAUUUUGUUCAUGGAAAACUAUGAAGGGACCUGCUAAGCCCUGUAAGUUGUCAUUGACUGAGCAAGAAAUUAUAGAAUUACAUAGACUUAUACAUGCAAUGAAGUUCACACCUUAGGGCCCCACUUUAUACUGAGAGUCUCUAAUAACUGUGUCAUUACACAUUAAUUAAUACAUUCAACAACAUAGGAACUGCUGGUGAUGUGUUCACUGUUACAGAUGGAUUACAAUAUAUAAAAACAUAACUUCAGUUUUCACUCAUGUAAUCUUAAUAGCAGCGACUGCAUAUUUUCUCUUAUACUUGUAAUUUUGAGUGAGUGAACUGCUUUCUUCCUGAAUUUUAUGAAUAUUCUCACAGUUACUAAGUAUAAACAAAUACAAGGGGUUUAUUAACAGAAAACAAGCUAUUUGCUAAUACUUUGGGUGUAUUUGGUAAUAAUCAUGUUCAUUGAAGUAUAAUGAUGCUGUAAAGAGGAUUGGCUCUAAAUAGCAGCCUACUAUUAAAAGCAUAGUGAGCAAAACAUUUGAAAAUUUUGAACUCUUAAGCUCUGCUUAAAUUAAGACCUUACACAGAUUACAGUCUAUGGGGAAACAAUGAAAGGACAUUUCAGCUACACUUUCUAUGAAUGUCACCUUUGUAAGCGUCUACAAACACAUUCAUAACAUGUUAUAAUGCAUUCAUAAGCCAUUAUAAACUUGGCUAUAAAUAUUUCUAAAUAUGCACUACACGUUAUAGCCACGCUUAUUAUGCAUUAUUAAUUGUUCACAUAAUGCAAUAUAAAUCCUGUUCAUAAUAAAUUAAUAAGAGCUUAUAAGCUGUAUUAGUCCACUCUAAGUAAAGUGAGGCGUACUGGACUAAAGC